Molecule: messenger RNA, 1967 nt
Organism: Notolabrus celidotus (New Zealand spotty)
Lineage: Eukaryota; Metazoa; Chordata; Actinopteri; Labriformes; Labridae
Gene: ovol1a
Product: ovo-like zinc finger 1a
Exons: 5
Coding region: 582-1598 (338 amino acids)
Biological process (GO): epidermal cell differentiation; regulation of transcription by RNA polymerase II
Cellular component (GO): nucleus
Molecular function (GO): DNA-binding transcription factor activity, RNA polymerase II-specific; RNA polymerase II cis-regulatory region sequence-specific DNA binding
Source: RefSeq, a predicted model, not a curated record
AGGUAUACAGAGGGCCUAACCCAGGCUGCCUCCAGCUUGUUGUCACCGUUAUUUUCUGGAGCGCAUGCGCGGUGGCGCUUGUUUCCUGCUUUUUCAAAUGAGUACCUGUGCUGCUUUUUUUUUUUUGACCCACCUCUGUCGACUCUGCGUGUGUGUGUGUGUGUGUGUGAGUGUGAGAGAGUGUUUUCUUUCCUCCCACCCUCUCUCUCUCUCUCACACUCCCGUUAUUCCAGAGCGCACUCGGUAUUAUUCGACUUUACCUGUCCGGGCUGCACACCUGGCCAGAGACUCACCUGUCCGGACGAACAAAGACUUCUCUAACACUCCUGGAUCUGGAUCUACAUUUACGAAACCAGCUUGAUAGAGAAAGUGUGUGAGAGGAGGAGAAGAAGAAGAAGGAGAUAAAGCGGAUCAGGACUUGCGAAGCGAGAAAAAAGGUGGAAGGAAGGAGAAGAGGGGCCGACACCUUCCAUUUUUCUUUUCUUUUCUUCCAUAUUCGGAGUUUCCUGCCUUUGGAAACUUUAACUCCAAAAACACAACUCUUCUCUUCACAUUUAAGGGACUUAAUUUUUUAAUUGAUCAUGCCGAGGGCCUUUCUGGUGAAGAAGGCGAACGUUUCGCCGGGAAAGCGGAACUGGAGCGAGCUACCUGAUCAUGAACGAGGGGACGUCUACAUCCCAGUCUCCAUUUUCCCUACCUCCGCUCUAAUGAUGGAGAUCGAAGCCAGCAUCGCAGAGACGGCGCCGCUCUGCCUCACCAAACAAUCUCUGAGUGACCAGCACACGCACGCCGAGCUGCCGUCCAGCACCAUGCUGGGACGGCCGCAGAGCCCGGUGGCGCCGCCUGUGGAGAGGACGGACGUGAGGAGGAGGGCGCAGAGCAACUCCACGUACGUCCGGUCCAAAAUCAAGGUCACUACAGGCGAGUUACCUCCUUCCGCUCUCCCUCUCUCUCUCCCUUCCCUUCCUUCCCUUUCCUCCCCUCCAUCUGUAACCACACGCACCACCACUGCGAUGCCAGUCACUUUGAAAACAACCCCUGACCCCCUGGAAGAUGUCUCCAUGAUGACCUCAUCAACAAGUCAGAGUUCACCACCGGGGAUGAACGGGGCGUAUGCGUGCCAGGUUUGCCAGAAGACUUUCCAGUACCAGCGGAUGUUAAACAGACACAUCAAGUGUCACAACGAGACCAAGAGACACCUGUGCAGCUUCUGCGGCAAAGGUUUCAACGACACCUUUGACCUCAAGAGACACGUACGCACACACACAGGAGUCCGUCCCUACAAGUGCACCCUCUGCGACAAGGCGUUCACCCAGCGCUGCUCCCUGGAGUCCCACAUGAAGAAGAUCCACAGCGUCACCCUGAAGUACGCCUACAAGGAGCGACGGAACAAGCUGUACGUGUGCGAGGAGUGCGGCCACACGGCAAACACUCAGGACGAUCUCCUGAUCCACCUGCACUCGCUUCACCCCGACAGCCACCUGCUGAAGGGGAAGGCCUUGAGGAAAGGAGGAGGAGGAGGAAUGGAUGACGGGUCGUCCCCCGGCUCUCCUCAGGGGGCGGAUAGCGAUGAUACCUCGGGGUCAGGUGACAACUAAGAGAACGAGCAUCAAAGGGACAAACUCAGGGGGGGGAUGAAGGACGGAUGGAUGGAUGUUUGAUGAUGGACGAUGAAGAUGAAGAGGUGGAAGAAAGUGAGGGAAAGCGUGAGUGAAUGUGUAAAUAAAAUACGUGUGCAUGGAUUUGGGUUUCUGUAAAUAGCAAACUGCGAUGUUAAAUAAUGAAAUAAUGCAUCAACAAACCGUUAUGGACUUAUCUUUAUAUUUACGUGGGGUUGUGAUGUGGAUGAACUCUAUCAUGUCUGAUGUAUUGCAUGUGAAUAUUUCCUGUGGGCUUGUCUGUACAGUAAGAAGAGAUUUUGUAUGAAACAUUUGUUCAUUAAAGGGAGUAAUAUAUUAAAAAACUGA